Molecule: messenger RNA, 2522 nt
Organism: Thlaspi arvense
Lineage: Eukaryota; Viridiplantae; Streptophyta; Magnoliopsida; Brassicales; Brassicaceae
Source: the annotation of a GenBank genome assembly
GGAGGUUAGAUCGUUGAUUGAAACGGUGCGUUCUGUGUGUUCUCUAAAGAAAACACGCCUUUUUAUCAUAAAAACGAAGAAAGAAAAUGACAUUAUAAGUAAGAACAGCUCUCACAUAUACGAGGUUCUAAAAAACUCAGGCACUGAAUCUCGGAUGCCCCUUUCUUUAAAUUUUUGAUUUUUUUUUUUUUUUAUCUAUUUCUAUCUAAUCUUUCUGGGUUUGUUAGGCCGAAUUUCUCCUAAUAGAGACCAUCAAGAGAGAGAAGAUGACUACAUUAGAUUUGUCCAGAGCCGAGCUUGCUCUUAUAGUGCUCUACUUGAACAAAGCUGAGGCUAGAGACAAGAUAUGCAGAGCUAUACAGUAUGGUUCCAAAUUCUUGAGCGGAGGGCAACCUGGUACUGCUCAAACUGUUGACAAAAACACCAGCUUGGCUCGAAAAGUUUUCCGUCUUUUCAAGUUUGUCAAUGAUUUCCAUGGUCUUAUCAGCCCCGUGCCUAAAGGGACUCCUCUUCCUCUUGUCUUACUCGGGAAGUCCAAGAAUGCGCUCUUGUCUACCUUCUUGUUUCUUGAUCAAAUCGUUUGGCUUGGUAGAUCCGGCAUAUAUAAGAACAAAGAGAGAACUGAAUUGAUUGGCCGUAUAUCACUGUUCUGCUGGUUGGGAUCAUCCAUUUGUACAUCAGCAGUGGAGAUUGGUGAGCUUGGAAGGCUCUCUUCAUCUUUGAAGAAGAUGGAAAAGGAACUCAAAGAUGAUGAAAAGCAUCAUGAUGAGCUGUAUCGUGCUAAGCUUCAGAAAUCAAACGACAGAACUCUAGCUUUGAUUAAGUCUAGCAUUGACAUUGUUGUAGCCGUUGGUCUGCUUCAGUUAGCUCCAAAGACGGUUACUCCUCGUGUCACUGGCGCUCUCGGGUUUACCACCUCGCUUAUCUCUUGUUAUCAGCUGCUUCCGUCGCGCCCCAAGCUCAAGACACCUUGAAGCAGGAAGAAGCUUGUUUCUUUAGGCCUUUCAGAAUAAUCGUUUCAUAUUCAUUAGUAAACCUGCUGCGUUCAGGUGAUCUCAGGAGUCUCUGUUUGCUCCUUUGAAUGAAUUUGCUGCUCUUAUCUAUGCAGGAAUAAUAAAAAAAAAAACUCUUAUAAUAAGAUUCAAUAUGAUACUUGCUCACUAUUAUUGAUUAAAAGUUUGUGAUUGUUUCUCAUUUUGCACAAGGCUCUGUUUCUGCAAUAACAAAUGUUGUGUAAGCUCUCUACAUGGUGAAAAAUUGUAUUUACAAUCACGACCAUCUUGUAACUACAGACAAAACUAGAGACAAGCCAACCAUGAAUACACAAGUUCCAGAUCCUGAGAAUGCAACUCAGAUGAGCCAGUAUAGUGUUGAAACAUUUACAAAACAAGAUUCUCUCCCCAUUUACAAGUGACAACAACAAUCUCUCUCUAUAAUAAACAAAACUAUUUUGAUCCAAUGGGCUCUUGUGCACUUUCUUUAGGUAAUAUAAGAACAGAGUCUAUACAUAGCCCACCUUUCGUGUGGGUGCAAUCGAUUUGAGUCAUGGAGAAUUUGAUUCCUGUUAACAAAUCUCGAUUCACCACCUUGAAAUCUCCGACGUGAUAGUGACUCCAGAUUCCAGGGUUGUUGUCUAGAUGACAGAGCGAAACAGCUUGUUGGUUGUCUGAAGUUGCAAGCUGGAACCUAACAGGCUUGAUGUCCCAUCCGUGAACGUGUUCAGAGUUGCAGAUUCUGCGUCCAAGUCGCUUGGACGUUUUCCCGAGCUGGACACGGAAGAAGAGACUGUAUGUUCCAGCCGGAAACUGGAUCUCGAGCUCUCCUCCUACCUCAAACCACCAUAUCUGUUGAACAUAUGCAACCGAUUGGAAUUACCUGGAAUCAUCGGUAGGGAUAUGACUCCAGUAUCUCCGAUCAUCGAUUCCAGUGAUUCUUAGUGCUUUUGAAGAAAUCGAUACACAAAGACGACCCGUGUUCUUAUCUAUCCACAACUCCUGUGCCACCGUCGAAGAGAUUGGGCCGGGUAAGCUUGGAAUAAACAUCUUUCUUAAUCAUUUUCCUCAGAGCGAUCUCAUCAAACACUUUCCGUGCAAUAACCAGAUAAUUCGGUGGAAGCUUCGCUUCCCAUAUGAAAUCAGCAGACGAUGCGCGACGGAAAACCCUGUUGAGACGAGCGAGACGGCAAAUCUCCGGUGGAUCAAGCCGCAUCAUAAUCAACGCUACACAGUUCUCCGGUAAAUCCACCAAUCUGGGUUUCCUCGAGUAGCCUUCACCGUUCCGGUCAAACUCCGGCAAACCACCUGAGAUAUUCGCGCCCAUGAUCACAACAACAAAACGGAUAGAGAGCCUUUCCGUAUCAGACGCAAGCCUUAAAUUGCAUGGCCGCGGAGAAUAGAGAAACAAAUUGGUAUGACAGGAUUUAACCAACCGAUGGGUAGAAAGUAGAAACGUAUGGUUUCUGGAAAUAAAUUCAAAGGUCAAUUCUCCUGAGCCUAACAAUUAUAUAAUCCUGCAAGUGUAGU